Messenger RNA from Etheostoma cragini (Arkansas darter), 2301 nucleotides. It is a transcript of the gene gpr151, whose product is annotated as G protein-coupled receptor 151. Bases 317 to 1636 code for a protein of 439 amino acids. Gene Ontology annotation, biological process: G protein-coupled receptor signaling pathway. Gene Ontology annotation, cellular component: membrane. The record is from RefSeq and is a predicted model, not a curated record. The transcript has a single exon. NCBI's taxonomy places the organism in Eukaryota, Metazoa, Chordata, Actinopteri, Perciformes, Percidae. Gene Ontology annotation, molecular function: G protein-coupled receptor activity.
GCUGUCAAUCAAACUGCAUCUUUAUAACCAGUGGCAGAAGCGACAUCGCCAUGUCUCAGGUGGAACCCGGGGACAGACACGAGCUCCACUGUGAUUAUUGAUCGUCCACCAAUAUCUUCUCUGAUGGGAUUAUUCUAACCGGUUUUGAUAGCAAGUGGUAGUAUUGCUACUGAGUGGUAGUAUCGAUAUAUUAAAAACUCCGAUAAGCUCCUCAAUUCUUGAUAAUUGUCUACCCAGACACAUUUUUCUUCUUUUCCCGGCUGCUUUUAACUUUUUACUAUCUUUUCUUCUCAUAUCAGCUCAUUUUUGGAAAAAAAUGGAUAAACUGAUUUGGAACAAUGAGACUGUGGUGAACAGCUCCAUAGACAAAUGGUCAUUCAAUGAACGCGGCUCGUACCAGCAUCUGGACCCCGGGGAGCUGAGGGUCCUGGUGCCAGCUAUUCUGGGAGUCAUCUGUGUCUUGGGAGUGGCUUGUAACCUCACCGCGAUGGUUAUCUUGUUCUCUAACGCUCAUAGGGGCAAACUAUCCCUCAUCAACUCCCUCGUCUUCAACCUGAUGUUUGCUGACGUGCUAGUGCUGUUGUUCACGGUGCCUUUCAGGGCUGCGUCCUACUCCAAAGCUAGCUGGAAUCCGGGCUGGGUUGUCUGCAAGACGGCCGACUGGUUCCUCCAGUCUUGUAUGGCAGCGAAGAGCUUCACGGUAGCCGUCAUGGCCAAAGCGUGCUACCGCUACGUGUCAAACCCCACCAAGCAGGUGAGCAUCCACCUGGGCUCCAUGCUGGUGGUGUUCCUCUUCAUCUGGCUUUCCGCCUGCUCUGUCAGCAUCCCUCACUGGCUGUUUGCCACACUGCAGAGAGAAAUCCGCGGGCUGGUGUGUGUGCUGACCGUUCCUCCUCAAGCCCGGGACUUCAUGGCAGUGUACGUCAAAGCAUACCCAUUGGGGGUCUACUGUGCACCUCUGUGCUUCGCCCUGAUGUAUUUCUGUAGGGCUUAUAGCCAAUGCCAGCGCCGCUCCAGUAAAACUCAGAACCUGCGCACCCAGAUCAGAUCCAAGAAGCUCACCUUGAUGCUGUUUAGCCUGACUGUGGCCAUGGCUAUUCUCUGGCUUCCACAGUGGGUGGUGUGGGUUUGGGAGCGUCACGUAGCGGCAAAGGAAAUCGAAGGAGCUAAGCCCCUCAUCUCCUCUCUUCCCCCUCUUCUAACCCUCUCUGCCCAGCUGCUCACCUUCUCUCUGUCCCUUGUGAACCCUCUCAUCGUCCUAUUCCUCUCCGAGGAGUUCAGAGAGGGCUACAGGGGACUGUGGAGGCGCCUCACCCUGCGCAAGCAACCUCCUCCAAAGCCAAAGCCCGGACCUCACAACCCUACACCUCUCCAGUCGCCUUGCCCAAGACCAGAGACUUCGGGCCAGCUGGGGGGAGGGAGGAGCCUCCGACCAAGCUUCAACCAGGGUCCCAGCAGUGAGGCUCAGCCCCAGCCUGAGCAAGGAGGAAAAAAAGAAGAAGACAGGCUGAGCCUCAAAGAUGGGAUUGUCUUGCUUGAUGUGGAGCAGUUCUGGCACGGGAGGGAGAAUGGAUCCAACGCAGACGAAAACGAUCCGGUGCCGUGGGAGCACCAGAGCAAAGACGGAGAAAAAUAACAACCACCUUCCAGCUGUUCUUCAAUAAAGUCCUCAGACAGCAGCAGCUUCAUCAACACACCUCAGUUCAAGGACUGCAGAGAGCUCCGCCGUUAAGCAUUUGUGUUCUGUCAACUGUGGUUAGGAUAUUAUUCAAAGGUAAGACAUGCAAUCAGUGUGCAGUACAAGACUGGACUAUAAAUAGAGCAUCAUCAUCUGUAAAUAUGAUAAAUAUUACAUACUAUUGUCAAUUUGUUGUGUUUUUGUUAUUUAAUGAGGAAGAACACAUUAAAUAAACUUUUGAUGGCUAUAAAUAAAAGCUUUUGGCAAUGUUCAAUUCAAUAGUACACAGUAUAAGUACAUAUAUUUUCACCAUGUACAUUGUAAGUUGUUGUAAGUAUUACACAAUACUGCCCUUUGAUUAAAGUUUUUAAUGAGUUUUUAAUAAUAAGAAUUCCUCUGGGAAAAAUCUUAAUUUGGCAUCUUAAUUGGGAGGUAAAUGUUAAGAACGCACUUGUGUGCAGUGAUUGUUUGUGUAUACCCUUUGGAUAUUAUUGAUCUUGAUGUAGUCAGUUACUUACAGUAUGUAACAGUAAGAGUCUGUUUCCUGUCCUCUUUUUGUGAAAGAUUAUCGUGUAUCAGAUUGACCAGUGUUUCCAAUAAAGGCAUUGUUGCCAGUGUGUGAU